This is a messenger RNA of Eubalaena glacialis (North Atlantic right whale), 3347 nucleotides long. It is a transcript of the gene CNKSR2, whose product is annotated as connector enhancer of kinase suppressor of Ras 2. The coding region runs from base 132 to 3236 and encodes 1034 amino acids. Gene Ontology annotation, cellular component: cytoplasm; membrane. Gene Ontology annotation, molecular function: protein binding. The transcript has 22 exons. The record is from RefSeq and is a predicted model, not a curated record. Gene Ontology annotation, biological process: regulation of signal transduction. Lineage: Eukaryota; Metazoa; Chordata; Mammalia; Artiodactyla; Balaenidae.
CUUCUCCACGCCGCCCGCCCAACGAGGCAGCGGCCAGCGAGGGACCCCACCUGAGGGCGGCUCGGGCUGCUGAGUUCGUUUUGUGUCUGAGCUCCGAGCUCCGCGCCCCGCGCGGAACCGACCCCGUGCUCAUGGCUCUGAUCAUGGAACCGGUGAGCAAAUGGUCUCCGAGUCAAGUAGUGGACUGGAUGAAAGGUCUUGAUGACUGUUUGCAGCAGUAUAUUAAGAACUUUGAGAGGGAGAAGAUCAGUGGAGACCAGCUGCUGCGCAUUACACAUCAAGAGCUAGAGGAUCUGGGGGUCAGCCGCAUCGGCCAUCAGGAACUGAUCUUGGAAGCGGUUGACCUUCUGUGUGCACUGAAUUAUGGCUUGGAAACAGAAAAUCUAAAAACCCUUUCUCACAAGUUGAAUGCAUCUGCCAAAAAUCUACAGAAUUUUAUAACAGGAAGGAGAAGGAGUGGCCAUUAUGAUGGGAGAACCAGCCGAAAACUGCCAAAUGAUUUUCUCACUUCGGUUGUGGAUCUGAUUGGAGCAGCCAAGAGUCUGCUUGCCUGGUUGGACAGAUCACCAUUUGCUGCUGUCACAGACUAUUCAGUUACAAGGAAUAAUGUCAUACAGCUCUGCUUGGAAUUAACAACAAUCGUGCAACAGGAUUGUACUGUAUAUGAAACAGAGAAUAAAAUUCUUCAUGUGUGUAAAACUCUUUCUGGAGUCUGUGACCACAUCAUAUCCCUGUCAUCAGAUCCUCUAGUUUCGCAGUCUGCCCACCUUGAAGUGAUUCAGCUGGCAAACAUCAAACCAAGUGAAGGGCUGGGUAUGUAUAUUAAAUCAACAUAUGAUGGCCUCCAUGUAAUUACUGGAACUACAGAAAAUUCACCUGCAGAUCGGUGCAAGAAAAUCCAUGCUGGUGAUGAAGUGAUUCAAGUUAAUCAUCAGACUGUGGUGGGGUGGCAGUUGAAAAAUUUGGUGAAUGCACUACGAGAGGACCCGAGUGGUGUUAUCUUAACUUUGAAAAAGCGACCUCAGAGCAUGCUUACCUCAGCACCAGCUUUACUGAAAAAUAUGAGAUGGAAGCCCCUUGCUCUGCAGCCUCUUAUACCUAGAAGUCCCACAAGCAGCGUUGCCACGCCUUCCAGCACCAUCAGUACACCCACCAAAAGAGACAGUUCCGCCCUCCAGGAUCUCUACAUUCCCCCUCCUCCUGCAGAACCGUAUAUUCCCAGGGAUGAAAAAGGAAACCUUCCUUGUGAAGACCUCAGAGGACACAUGGUGGGCAAGCCAGUUCAUAAGGGAUCUGAAUCACCAAAUUCAUUUCUGGAUCAGGAAUAUCGAAAGAGGUUUAAUAUUGUGGAGGAAGAUACUGUCUUGUAUUGUUAUGAAUAUGAAAAGGGGAGAUCAAGUAGUCAAGGAAGACGAGAAAGCACCCCAACUUAUGGCAAGCUACGACCUAUAUCUAUGCCAGUGGAAUAUAAUUGGGUGGGGGACUAUGAAGAUCCAAAUAAGAUGAAGAGAGAUAGUAGAAGAGAAAACUCUCUACUCCGAUAUAUGAGCAAUGAAAAAAUUGCUCAAGAAGAAUACAUGUUUCAGAGAAACAGCAAAAAAGACACAGGGAAGAAGUCUAAAAAGAAGGGUGAUAAGAGUAGUAGCCCGACUCACUAUUCAUUGCUACCUAGCUUGCAAAUGGAUGCACUGAGACAAGAUAUCAUGGGCACACCUGUGCCGGAGGCCACACUAUACCAUACAUUUCAGCAGUCUUCUCUGCAGCACAAAUCAAAGAAGAAAAACAAAGGUCCUAUAGCCGGCAAGAGCAAAAGACGGAUUUCUUGCAAAGAUCUUGGCCGUGGUGACUGUGAGGGCUGGCUUUGGAAAAAGAAAGAUGCGAAGAGUUAUUUUUCACAGAAAUGGAAGAAAUACUGGUUUGUCCUAAAGGAUGCAUCCCUAUAUUGGUAUAUUAAUGAGGAGGAUGAAAAAGCAGAAGGAUUCAUCAGUCUGCCUGAAUUUAAAAUUGAUAGAGCCAGUGAGUGCCGCAAGAAAUAUGCAUUCAAAGCCUGUCAUCCUAAAAUCAAAAGCUUUUAUUUUGCUGCUGAGCAUCUUGAUGAUAUGAACAGGUGGCUUAACAGAAUUAAUAUGCUGACUGCGGGAUAUGCAGAAAGAGAGAGGAUUAAGCAAGAACAAGAUUACUGGAGUGAGAGUGACAAGGAAGAAGCAGAUACUCCAUCAACACCCAAACAGGACAGCCCUCCACCCCCCUACGAUACAUACCCACGGCCUCCCUCCAUGAGUUGUGCCAGUCCUUAUGUGGAAGCGAAACACAGCCGGCUCUCCUCGACAGAGACCUCUCAGUCGCAGUCCUCCCAUGAGGAGUUUCGCCAGGAACUGACUGGGAGCAGUGUGGUGUCCCCCAUUCGCAAGACAGCCAGUCAGCGCCGCUCCUGGCAGGAUUUAAUCGAGACGCCCCUGACGAGCUCAGGGUUACACUAUCUUCAGACUCUGCCCCUGGAGGAUUCCGUCUUCUCUGACUCCGCGGCCAUCUCCCCAGAGCACAGGCGGCAGUCCACCCUUCCAACUCAGAAGUGCCACCUACAGGAUCACUAUGGGCCGUACCCCUUAGCCGAGAGCGAGAGGAUGCAAGUGUUAAAUGGAAACGGGGGCAAGCCUCGAAGUUUUACUCUGCCUCGAGAUAGCGGGUUCAACCACUGCUGUCUGAACUCGCCGGUUAGUGCCUGUGACCCGCAGGAUGACGUGCAGCCCACAGAGGUGGAGGAAGAGGAGGAGGAGGAGGAGGAGGAAGGGGAGGCAGCAGGGGAAAACAUAGGAGACAAAAGUGAAAGUAGGGAAGAAAAGUUAGGAGACUCUUUGCAAGAUUUAUAUAGGGCAUUGGAGCAAGCCAGUCUGUCACCACUGGGAGAACAUCGCAUUUCAACCAAGAUGGAAUACAAGCUAUCAUUUAUAAAGAGAUGUAAUGAUCCUGUGAUGAAUGAAAAACUACACAGGCUAAGAAUUCUCAAAAGCACUUUAAAGGCCAGAGAAGGGGAAGUAGCCAUUAUUGAUAAAGUCCUAGACAAUCCAGACUUGACAUCAAAAGAAUUCCAACAAUGGAAGCAGAUGUACCUCGAUCUUUUCUUGGAUAUCUGUCAAAACACCACCUCAAAUGACCCAUUAAGUAUUUCUUCUGAAGUAGAUGUAAUCACUUCCUCCCUAACACACACUCAUUCAUACAUUGAAACGCAUGUGUAAGUGUAUUCUGCCCUCUGGCCAUGUGGUACCUUCUGGUACUUUGAACAAGUAUAUAAGGUAGUUUUUAUAUCAACGUGUGGGACACUUGACAAGCUAUACUUCAAUGUUACC